This is a messenger RNA of Dovyalis caffra, 169 nucleotides long. The record is from the annotation of a GenBank genome assembly. NCBI's taxonomy places the organism in Eukaryota, Viridiplantae, Streptophyta, Magnoliopsida, Malpighiales, Salicaceae.
UUGGUUUAUCGCCGAUUCCUUGAGUGCAGCCAAAAGAAGUGCUUGUUGGUUCGCCUUAUUCCCUUGUUGGAUCGGGAAGUUAUUCCCCUUCAACUUGACCAGCUUAAUCACCUAAAGCAUCACACGUCCCGCGAUAGGCAGAGACCAAGAUUUGACCAUUUAAGCGCUA